AUGCAUCUGAAUGUAUUUAUACUUAGAGGUAUUGUGGGAUUCAUCUGGAGCUGCUGGACUCUACUGGGUUAUGCAAAAGGAGGUUUGGGAGACAAUCAUGUUCACUCCAGUUUUAUUUAUAGAAGACUGCGGAACCAUGAAAGACGGGAAAUACAGAGGGAAAUUCUCUCUAUCUUGGGCUUGCCUCACAGACCCAGACCAUUUUCACCUGGAAAACAAGCUUCCUCAGCACCUCUCUUUAUGUUGGACCUUUACAAUGCAAUGGCCAAUGAAGAAAAUCCUGAAGACUCAGAAUACUCAGCAAGGGCAUCCCUGGUGGGAGACACCAGAGGAGCAAGAAAGGGAUACCCAGCCUCUUCCAAUGGGUAUUCUCGUCGAAUACAGUUAUCUCGAACGACUCCCUUGUCCACCCAGAGACCUCCUCUAGCCAGCCUACAUGAUACCAACUUUCUGAAUGAUGCUGACAUGGUCAUGAGUUUUGUUAAUUUAGUUGAAAGAGACAAGGAUUUUUCUCAUCAGCGAAGGCAUUACAAAGAAUUCAGGUUUGAUCUGACUCAAAUUCCUCAUGGAGAAGCAGUAACGGCAGCUGAAUUUCGAAUAUACAAAGACCGGAGUAACAAUCGAUUUGAAAAUGAAACAAUUAAGAUAAGCAUAUAUCAGAUCAUCAAGGAAUACACUAAUAGGGAUGCAGAUCUAUUCUUGAUAGACACAAGAAAGACCCAAGCUUUUGAUGUGGGUUGGCUUGUCUUUGAUAUCACCAUAACCAGCAAUCAUUGGGUGAUUAAUCCACAGAACAAUUUGGGUUUACAGCUUUGUGCAGAAACAGGAGAUGGACGUAGUAUUAACAUCAAAUCAGCUGGUCUGGUGGGACGCCAGGGGCCUCAAUCAAAACAACCUUUCAUGGUGGCCUUCUUCAAAGCAAGUGAGGUGCUUCUUCGGUCUGUGAGAGCAGCAAACAAAAGAAAAAAUCAAAGCCGCAAUAAAUCCAGUGCUCAUCAGGAAUCCUCCAGAAUGUCCAGUGUUGGAGAUUACAAUACAAGUGAACAAAAACAAGCUUGCAAGAAGCAUGAACUAUAUGUGAGUUUCCGAGAUCUUGGAUGGCAGGACUGGAUUAUAGCACCAGAAGGAUAUGCUGCAUUUUAUUGUGAUGGAGAAUGUUCUUUUCCACUCAAUGCCCAUAUGAAUGCCACCAAUCAUGCCAUAGUUCAGACUUUGGUUCAUCUGAUGUUUCCUGACCAUGUACCAAAACCUUGUUGUGCUCCGACCAAAUUAAAUGCCAUCUCUGUGCUGUACUUUGAUGACAGUUCCAAUGUUAUAUUGAAAAAAUACAGAAAUAUGGUAGUGCGCUCAUGUGGCUGUCACUAA
Messenger RNA from Suncus etruscus (white-toothed pygmy shrew), 1365 nucleotides. RefSeq names its product bone morphogenetic protein 5 (gene BMP5). Gene Ontology annotation, biological process: SMAD protein signal transduction. The transcript is spliced from 7 exons. NCBI's taxonomy places the organism in Eukaryota, Metazoa, Chordata, Mammalia, Eulipotyphla, Soricidae. Gene Ontology annotation, molecular function: cytokine activity; growth factor activity. The record is from RefSeq and is a predicted model, not a curated record. Gene Ontology annotation, cellular component: extracellular region. The coding region runs from base 1 to 1365 and encodes 454 amino acids.